GGGGUUCCUGGCAGCCGGAGCCGCCGCCGCUCCGCAUUCCUCCGUCUUCCUAAAAGGGGCGAACAUGGCGAUGGGCAGGAUGAGGUGAAGAGGAGAAGGAGGAGGAAAAAGAAAAAGGGAAAAAAAAGGAAAACGAGAAAAAUAAAAAAGAAAAGGAAAAAAGAGGGGGAGAGAAAGGAGAAAAAAAAAAAAAAAAAAGGAAAAAAGAGGAAAACAGGGACGGGGGAUGCCAGCAGCGGCGGCGCGGUGAUUUCCUUCCCUCCCCCCUUCCUCCUCCAAAAGGCAGAAAAAAAAAAAAAAGGCAGCAAAAAAGCCAGCCAAAAAAGAAAAAAAAAGGCAAAAAACCCACCCCGCAUCCAACCCAGCAAACCACCCAUCCCAACAGUUCUUGUUUUUUCAUGGAGAGCAAAAACCCCAGGCAAGCGGAGGAGGACCGGGACUCCUUUGCGCGGAGACCUUUGCAUCAAAAUGCUGAUAGUCGAAAAAACGACUGACUACCCUUCGGCUGAGUACUCCCUGGUGGAGGAUGUAGCCCUCCACUUCACGUGUUUGAUGGACAGACUGAACGAGCAGCGCCUCUUUCAGCCGGACCUGUGCGACGUGGACAUUGUGCUGGUGCAGCACAAGAGCAUCUUCCCAGCGCACAAGGGGGUCCUGGCAGCCUACAGCCAGUUCUUCCACUCCCUCUUCACCCAGAACAAGCAGCUGCAGCGCGUAGAGCUCUCUCUGGAGGCUCUCACCUCACAGGGCCUCCAGCAGAUCCUCAACUUCAUCUACACCUCCAAGCUCCUCGUCAACUCCUGCAAUGUGCAGGAUGUGCUGAACGCAGCCGCUGUGUUGCAGAUGAACAACAUUGCCUCCUCUUGCCAGGACCUCCUCGACACCCGCUCGCUCAGCCUGGCCACUGACAUGGCCCUGCCUGCUGAGGGCUGCGCCGGACCCCCACCCUACUACUGCGAGAUCAAGCAGGAGGUGGAUGCUCCCCAUCCCAAGAUCUAUGCCCGGGAGGGCAAUGACCCCUAUUCGGUGCGGGUGGAAGAUGGCACGGGUGGUGGGACACUCCCCCCUGGUCCAGCCAAGCAGUACUACAAGGAGGAGAAGGAUGGUGGUCCAGGUGCUGUCUGUAAGAUGGAGGGUGAGGAGUCGGAGGAGGACCUGGACAGCCAGGGCUCAUACAACCGGGAACAGAUCAUUGUGGAGGUGAACCUCAACAACCAGACCCUCAAUGUCUCCAAGGGCACGGAGGGGAAGGGAGCUGCCAGUGAGGCAGCUGUGAUGGGGAGGCCUGAUGGUGAUGGGCGAGACACAGAGGAGGAUGGGGAGGAGGAGAAUGAGGAAGGGGAGGAGGAGGAAGAAGAAGAGGAGGAUGCGGAGGUGGGUGAGGAGGAGGAGGAGGAGCACAGUGAGGAGGAAGACCUGGAGGAGACGACGGAAGAAGAGGAUGACGAUGACGACGAUGAAGACGCAUCAGAAGUGAAAAGGGAAAAGUGUGGGCAGCCCCGCAGAGGCAGCCGGGCCUCCAAAGCCACCAAACCUGCCAUGGCAACCAGGUCCCAGGAGAUGCCCAAGGUGGAAGAGGAGGAGGAGGAGGAGGAGGAAGAAGGGCAGCGAGGGAGGAAGAGGAAAAAGGAACAGGAUAGUUUGGGCCAGAAGGUGAAGCUGGAGGAGAAGCAGCACUACCCAUGCAAGAAGUGCCCCCGGGUCUUCAACAACCGCUGGUACCUGGAAAAGCACAUGAACGUCACGCACAGCCGCAUGCAGAUCUGCGACAAGUGCGGCAAACGCUUCCUGCUCGAGAGCGAGCUGCUGCUGCACCACCAGACUGACUGCGAGAAGAACAUCCAGUGUGUGACGUGUGGGAAGGGGUUCAAGAAACUCUGGUCCCUCCAUGAGCACAACAAGAUCGUUCACGGCUAUGCUGAGAAGAAGUUCUCCUGCGAGAUCUGUGAGAAGAAGUUCUACACCAUGGCCCACGUGCGCAAACACAUGGUUGCUCACACCAAGGACAUGCCAUUCACCUGUGAGACCUGUGGGAAGUCCUUCAAGCGCAGCAUGUCCCUCAAGGUCCAUUCACUCCAGCACUCUGGGGAAAAGCCUUUUAAAUGCGAGAACUGCAAUGAACGCUUCCAGUACAAGUACCAGCUGCGCUCCCACAUGAGCAUCCACAUUGGCCACAAGCAGUUCAUGUGUCAGUGGUGUGGCAAGGACUUCAACAUGAAGCAGUACUUUGAUGAGCACAUGAAGACGCACACAGGCGAGAAGCCCUACAUCUGUGAGAUCUGUGGGAAGAGCUUCACCAGCCGCCCCAACAUGAAGCGGCAUCGCCGGACCCACACGGGCGAGAAGCCGUACCCCUGUGAUGUCUGUGGCCAGCGCUUCCGCUUCUCCAACAUGCUGAAAGCCCACAAGGAGAAAUGCUUCCGCGUCAGCAACCCCUUGGCUUCGGACACGGCCAUCCCCCAGCCUGCCACCAGCCCUGCUCCGUUGCCUCCUGGCCCUGGCGUCUCCCCCCUGCCCCUGCCACUGCUCCAUCCCCUUCCACAGACCCUCCCUCCUCCUCCUCACCUACCGCCACCCCCUCCCCUGUUUCCUGCGGGCAGGGUAAAUUCAAACAACAACUAGGUGCCCCCAUCCUGGCCAUGCACCCGCACAGACUGCUCAGCCCUUUGGGAACGCCUCCCCCCAGGGGAGCCAAGGCUUUGCUUGCUCUCUACCCCUUUUCCUCCUUGUUUUGGGGUUGUUUUGGUAUGUUUUUCCUUUUUCUCACCCGUCGUUCUCCACAGAGAGGGGGAGCAGGAGG
Molecule: messenger RNA, 2800 nt
Organism: Neopsephotus bourkii (Bourke's parrot)
Lineage: Eukaryota; Metazoa; Chordata; Aves; Psittaciformes; Psittacidae
Gene: ZBTB47
Product: zinc finger and BTB domain containing 47
Exons: 6
Coding region: 469-2622 (717 amino acids)
Biological process (GO): regulation of transcription by RNA polymerase II
Cellular component (GO): nucleus
Molecular function (GO): DNA-binding transcription factor activity, RNA polymerase II-specific; RNA polymerase II cis-regulatory region sequence-specific DNA binding; protein binding
Source: RefSeq, a predicted model, not a curated record